Sporisorium graminicola is the source of this 1734-nucleotide messenger RNA. RefSeq lists its product as uncharacterized. The record is from RefSeq and is a predicted model, not a curated record. Gene Ontology annotation, molecular function: misfolded protein binding; protein-folding chaperone binding. Lineage: Eukaryota; Fungi; Basidiomycota; Ustilaginomycetes; Ustilaginales; Ustilaginaceae. The transcript has a single exon. Gene Ontology annotation, biological process: protein folding in endoplasmic reticulum. Bases 1 to 1734 code for a protein of 577 amino acids. Gene Ontology annotation, cellular component: endoplasmic reticulum.
AUGAAGACCAAGCUGCUGCCAUCGCUGCUGGCGCUUUCUUGGACCCUCUGUCUUGCACUCGGCAUCUCGUCGUCCGGCGUCCUGGUGCGAGCAGACGCAUCUGCAGCCGCCAGCGACCCAGUCUUGGCCAACGAACACCUCACCCAGGCCAAUGCUGCUCUCCAGUCCCGUCGAUACCAGGAUGCACUGUCCUCGUUCGACCUCGCACUGCAGGCGGAUCCCUCGUCGUGGCUGACGUACUACAGAAGGGCGACCGCACAGCUCUCGCUUGGUCGUACGUCUGCCGCGCUGCAAGACUACCAGAGCUUGCUCGAGCUCAACCCCAAGUUCGACAAGGCAUACCUGCAACAGGCUAAGGUUUACCUGAAGGAAGGCGACUACGACAAGGCCAAGAAAGCGCUCAAGAGCUACGACUCGGUCCGAGCGGAAAAGGGCGCUGCACAGUCGAGCUCGGCGGAAGCCAGCAGCGUUCGUUCGAAGCUCACGCUCGUCGAGACGUCGCUCAAGUCAUUGAACCAGCUUGGCAAGGAGCUGGACAAGGCACAAAAAGCUAGAAGCAAGGGUAAAGGGAAGGAGCUCGACUUGACCAAAGUAGACCACUGCAUCCACCUCGCUGGCGAAGUGCUCAAGAUCUCACCCUCGCACAUCGAGACACGACUUGUCCGUGCCCGCUGUCAGACAAUGAAGGGCAGCAUCGAGGACGCCAUGGCCGACUGGACACGUGUCGUUCACCUUUCACCCAAUCCCUUCCUGCUACGCCGACUUGCGGUGCUCUCCUACUUUUUGGUAAGCGAGCCCGGGUCAGCGACGCGCGAUGUGGGACUGCAGCACCUCAAGGCGUGUCUGCAUUCGGAUCCGGAUAACAAGGCGUGUGCCAAGAUGCAUCGGAAGAUCAAGGCGUUGGAGAAGGCACUGAAAAAGGCGCGCAAUUUCUACAGCUCGCAGAGCUAUCGUGCGGUGCUCUCGGCGCUCAAGGGCGGCAAGGUGGGCGGGCCAACGGUGGUGGAUGACAUCAAGGAGAUUCUUCAGCAGGCGAGCGAGGUGCAACCCGGUGACGAUGAGGCGCUGCUCCCUCCCACAUACAAGGGCGAUCCGGUCCAGGACUCGGGCAUCCUGCUGGAGCUACACACUAUGUACUGCAAAGCCUACACCGAGCUCAACGACAUGGACAAAGCGAUGCCGUUCUGCCAGCUCGUCCUCGCGCGCGACCCAGACAACGUCGAAGCCACGCUCGCACGCGCAGAGCUCGCUCUGCAACAAGAGCAGUACGAAGAAGCCGUGCGCGACCUCUCAAAGGCCUUUGAGGCCUCCGGCCGCACGGACCGCGCCAUCCACGCCAAACUCCAGUCCGCCCAGAAACGCCUGAAACUCAGCCAGACCAAGGACUACUACAAGGUCCUCGGCGUCAAACGCUCCGACGACCUGGCCACGAUCAAAAAGGCCUACAGGAAGAUGGCACGCGAGAAUCACCCGGACAAGGGCGGCUCACAGGAGAAGAUGGCCCAGAUCAACGAGGCCUGGGGCGUGCUGGGCGACGAGGAUCUUCGCAAGAAGUACGAUGCCGGCGAUGAUCCGAACGACCCCAUGGGUGGGCAGCAGGGUGGAUACGGCCAGCCCUUUGCCCAGGGUGCACAUCCGUUUGAUAUGUUCUUCCAGCAACAGGGCGGGGCGUUUGGUGGAUUCCCUGGUGGCGGCUUCCCAGGUGGUCAGCAGUUCCAUUUCAAGAUGGGUUGA